AUGGCCAGAAAACUAAUUCCCUUCUCCCUGCCCGAAUUCCCCUUCUUGCAUCAGCUGCGGCGGUGCGUCCUCAGCUCCCGGGUCUGUCGUAACGCACGAAGGGCAGAGCCCGGAUCGCGGCGGCAUGCAUCGUCCCGGGCCGCCGUCGUCGGUACAAAUUCCUGCCAUUCCUGCCGGGCUGAGUCACGCGUGUCUCCUCCGGGCUCCCGCGCCGUCCUGGAGCUCCCAGCUUCUGGGAUCCUUCACCUCCAUCUCCGCUUCCGAAGGUGGCGGGUGACUCAUUCCCGUGGGAGUCCGGCUGACCCCCGUCUCUCUGGCCUCUCCGCAGGUGUGCUGCUCGCCGCGUGCCACGCGCUGGAGAACACGACGGCGGCCUGGAGCGCUCCGGGCCCGCCGGUGGCAGCAGCGGUGAGGUCCCACUUCAACGACUGUCCCGACUCUCACAGCCAGUUCUGCUUCCACGGCACCUGCCGGUUCCUGGUCCAGGAGGACAAGCCGGCAUGUGUGUGCCAUUCGGGGUACGUGGGGACGCGGUGCGAGCACGCCGACCUGCUGGCCGUGGUGGCCGCUAACCAGAAGAAGCAGACGAUCACCGCCUUGGUGGUGGUUUCGGUGGUGGCCUCGGUGCUGCUCAUCGGCGUGUGCGUGCUUAUACACUGCUGUCGGCUGCGGAAGCGGUGCCAGUGGUGCCGGGCACCCGGCGGUGGCCCGGAGAAGCCGGGUGGGCUCCUGAAAGGCGGCACGUCCUGCUGCCACGCCGAGACGGACGGACGGACAACCGAGGGGGUUGUACGGGGGAACCCGCUGACCCCACCGUGUCCGUCCGUGUGUGUCCCCCCCGUCUUCCUCACCCCACCCGCGCAGGAUCGCUUGAGCCGCUGCACGCUGCACUGCAACGACAAGGCGAAGGACGCGCUGGAGGCGGGGGGCGCGGAGGCGCGGGUGCGAGGCCAGCUCGACGCCUGCCUGGUCGCCUGCGGGGACGACCACCUGCGCCUCGUCCCCGCCAUGGCCAAGAAGAUGAAGGACAGUCUGGCCGCCCUCCAGCAGUAG
Haliaeetus leucocephalus (bald eagle) is the source of this 1053-nucleotide messenger RNA. RefSeq lists its product as uncharacterized. Gene Ontology annotation, biological process: epidermal growth factor receptor signaling pathway; positive regulation of mitotic nuclear division; positive regulation of cell population proliferation. The record is from RefSeq and is a predicted model, not a curated record. NCBI's taxonomy places the organism in Eukaryota, Metazoa, Chordata, Aves, Accipitriformes, Accipitridae. Bases 1 to 1053 code for a protein of 350 amino acids. The transcript has 7 exons.